Messenger RNA from Neocloeon triangulifer, 1030 nucleotides. Its product is annotated as sperm-associated antigen 7. The transcript is spliced from 6 exons. The record is from RefSeq and is a predicted model, not a curated record. Bases 193 to 897 code for a protein of 234 amino acids. NCBI's taxonomy places the organism in Eukaryota, Metazoa, Arthropoda, Insecta, Ephemeroptera, Baetidae. Gene Ontology annotation, molecular function: nucleic acid binding.
UUGUGUUUUGUUUGUCUUUGGUGGUCAGUCGUAGGUAUUGUUUACAUACAUUUUUGCGCUUGUAAAUUGCACACGAAAACAAAAGAAUACAAAAUCUAAAAGCGUAAAAUCCAAAUAACUUUUUCUACGCGUCCAUUGUUUGAAGUUCCUCUCUUUGAAACAACUGAACGUUCAAAUCGGCUAAUUAUUAAAAUGGAUCUCUUGAGCUCAAUAAUGAACGCAAUGGACAAACCACCUCGAGUGAAUGAAAAAGAAAAGAAAGCACAAAGAGACCAACAAGCCGCGUUGGACAAAAUCAAACAAGCCGAAAAGAAGCACCUUUCAGAGUUCAGGGUAAAAAUUGAAGGGAUGAUCAACGACUUCAUCAAAGACAGUUCCAAAUCGAAGCUUGUGUUUGAAACCAUGGACAAAGUGCACAGAGCUGUCGUGCAAGACGUAUCUGAUAUUGCCGGAAUGCCAGCCUUCUCGUUUGGUAUUGAAGGGGUUGAUCGCCACGUUCAAGUUUUUAGGAAGGAAACGGUUCCGAGUGAAAAAGUUAUUGAAGAGGCACGGAGAACAGGAAUGGCGGACCUAGACGAGGUGGAAGAAAUAAUCUCGGAGAGGGAGAUGGACGAGAAGCAGCAGCUGGAGUUGAACAAAACCAAAGGGCCCAAAGUUGUUCCGACGAAGGAUUACAAAGAAAAAUAUGAACAUCUGAUCGGGAAAGAAUCCGCACUUGACGCCGCAAAGAAAACCAUCACAAACAAGCAAUACGGAUUUGUUCCUGCCGAGAACAAAAAAGAUCAGCGGUCGAUUGAACAAACCUUGACCGACAUAAGGGAAAGGAAGCGCCAAAAGUUGCAUCACGGCGACGUCAGCACAGCUUCGAGCUCUAAUCAAAAUCCAGAUGAGUCUUAAAAAGUUUGUGUUUGUCCUCUAAAUUAUAUAUGCGUAUAGACUGCAAUGAUUGAUUCGUUGAAUUGUUUUAACUUCAUGUGAAAAUAAAAAAUAAAUUUAAACCCUUGAGUUGUGACAAAAAUAAAUCAUUGUC